AUGAUCCCGCUCUGGCCCUCUCCGUGUGCUCGUUUACAGAACACGCCGAGUGCCAACAGCAUGGAGAAGCAAGUUGAGGUUCGAAUGAAUGAUUGUCACCUAGACGCCACAGUUCCCUCACCGGAACCAGCAUGUGGAGGAUUCUGUAACAAGAUCAUGAAGAACCUGCUGCUGACACUUACAAUUCUUGGUGUAAUCGCUGGCACGGUAGCCGGCAUUCUUCUACGUUACGCCUCUCCGCUUCCCCCUGACGUGAUCAUGAUCAUCUCUUUUCCCGGUGACAUUCUCAUGAGAAUGCUGAAAAUGGUGAUUUUGCCUUUGAUCAUUUCCAGUUUAAUCACAGGUCUGGCGGGCUUGGACGCCAAAUCCAGCGGGCGGCUGGGCACCAGGGCCAUGGUGUAUUACAUGUCUACUACCGUCAUUGCGGCAAUACUGGGGGUCAUCCUGGUGCUCGCCAUCCACCCAGGUAACCCCAAACUCAAAGCCAACCUGGGAGAGGGCAAGAAGAAUGAUGAAGUGUCCAGCUUAGAUGCUUUCUUUGACCUGAUCAGGAAUCUGUUUCCAGAGAAUCUGGUGCAGGCUUGUUUCCAGCAGAUCCAAACAGUUACGAGUAAGAUCGAGGUCGCUCCCCCUCCUCAUCCCAACAGGUUUGGCCGGAAUUCAACCAAAGGGGCAGCAAAAUACGUCAUCAAGAAAUCUCUUCAGUUCAAGAGUGGCAUGAAUGUGUUAGGGCUUAUUGGUUUCUUUGUGGCAUUUGGACUCUGCAUGGGAAAGAUGGGUGAGAAAGCCAGACUGAUGAUGGAUUUCUUCAACGUCCUCAACGAAAUCGUCAUGAAGAUCGUCGGCACAAUUAUGUGGUACUCGCCUGUGGGUAUUGCAUGUCUGAUCUGCGGCAAGAUCAUCUCCAUUAACGAUCUGGAGGUGGUGGCCAAGCAGUUGGGAAUGUACAUGGUGACCGUGGUCGUGGGCCUCAUCAUCCACGGUGGAAUCUUCCUCCCACUCAUAUAUUUCAUCAUCGUUCGGAAAAACCCGUUCACUUUCUUUAUGGGGAUGUUUCAGGCUUGGGUCACUGCGUUAGGAACAGCGUCAAGUGCUGGUACGCUGCCCGUGACUUUCCGUUGUUUGGAGGAGAACCUGGGCAUCGAUAAACGAGUCACAAGAUUCGUGCUGCCGGUCGGGGCGACGAUAAAUAUGGACGGCACGGCGCUCUAUGAGGCAGUCGCGGCCAUCUUUAUUGCACAGAUGAACGGAAUAAAGCUGGAUCUGGGUCAGAUUGCUACAGUCAGCCUGACAGCCACUCUGGCCAGCGUGGGAGCAGCCAGUAUCCCCAGCGCUGGCCUCGUCACAAUGCUGCUCAUCCUCACCGCUGUGGGUCUGCCCACUCAAGAUAUCAGCUUACUGGUGGCUGUGGACUGGCUACUGGACCGCUUCCGAACUUCAGUCAACGUCAUCGGAGACUCGUACGGCGCGGGCAUCGUGUACUACCUUACCAAAGACGAGCUCGACAUGUACGACGCCCAGCAGCAGAGGUCAGACGACUUCGAGAUGACCAAGACGCAAUCGUUCUAUGAGAAUAACACUAACCACGGUGUAUACGCGUCGUACAACUCCUGUCCACAAGUGCUCAUAGAUGACUGCAAGAGUAGACAAUUUGUCUUCUGCUGCUGGGGACCCUGAUCACAUCUGAGGAGGGGGCAGAGUUGCUGUUUUGCCGUAUUCCUCAGUAGAUACGACGGGUUCGAUGUUCAGGCUUCGUCUGCUGGGCCCGUACCACCUAAACAAAGAAAAUAAA
Trichomycterus rosablanca is the source of this 1792-nucleotide messenger RNA. RefSeq names its product solute carrier family 1 member 2a (gene slc1a2a). Lineage: Eukaryota; Metazoa; Chordata; Actinopteri; Siluriformes; Trichomycteridae. Gene Ontology annotation, molecular function: neutral L-amino acid transmembrane transporter activity; glutamate:sodium symporter activity; L-glutamate transmembrane transporter activity. Gene Ontology annotation, cellular component: plasma membrane. Gene Ontology annotation, biological process: L-aspartate transmembrane transport; L-glutamate import across plasma membrane. The transcript is spliced from 12 exons. The record is from RefSeq and is a predicted model, not a curated record. Bases 1 to 1677 code for a protein of 558 amino acids.